Messenger RNA from Felis catus (domestic cat), 2836 nucleotides. It is a transcript of the gene PLEKHN1, whose product is annotated as pleckstrin homology domain containing N1. Gene Ontology annotation, biological process: 3'-UTR-mediated mRNA destabilization; positive regulation of apoptotic process; response to hypoxia. Gene Ontology annotation, cellular component: mitochondrial membrane; cytoskeleton. Lineage: Eukaryota; Metazoa; Chordata; Mammalia; Carnivora; Felidae. The transcript is spliced from 16 exons. Gene Ontology annotation, molecular function: phosphatidylinositol phosphate binding; phosphatidylserine binding; cardiolipin binding. The coding region runs from base 121 to 2268 and encodes 715 amino acids. The record is from RefSeq and is a predicted model, not a curated record.
GGGGGGGGAUCCUUGGGCUCACGGAGCUCCAGCCCCAGGCAACCCCAACCCGAGUGUUGGCAGGCCACAUACUCAUAAACCAGGCCUUUGAGGCGACUGCUGUACAGACUGGAGGCCAAGAUGGGUGCUCUUGGCUGGACCCCAGGAGAAGACUCUUCCCACCCCCCACACCCCUACCCCCACCCCAACUCCAGCCUAGCCUGUGUGUGUGUGGAGGACCAGGUCAGAGAGCUGAAAGGCUUGGGCCCAGGGAAGGGUGGGUCCCUCCCAGAAAGGCUCCACCCUCGUCCGGCCCUUAGGUAUAGGGCAAGACUUCCCAGAGCCCCGCCUGGGAGGUGGGACGUGAGGCUCAGUACCGAGGGACACAGACCAGUCGACCUGUUCCACUGGGGCACGCCACUACCGCCGCCCAUGGGGAACAGCCACUGCGUCCCUCAGGCCCCUAGGAGGCUCCGGGCCUCCUUCUCCAGAAAGCCCUCGCUGAAGGGAAAUAGAGAGGAUGGCGCAAGGAAGCUGGCUGGCCUGUUUGGCACCGAGGCCGGUCCUGACGGGGACACCACUGCUGACAAGAUCUUCUACUACGUCCCUGGGACGGACAUCCCAGAUUUGGAGCGCCAGCGAGAAAAUCUAGAGCAGCCGUUCCUGAGUGUGUUCAAGAAGGGGCGGCGGAGGGUGCCUGUGAGGAAUCUGGGCAAGGUUAUACACUAUGCCAAGGUCCGGCUGCGAUUCCAGCACAGCCAGGACAUCAGCGACUGCUUCCUGGAGCUGUUCCCCUGUUACCUGUACUUCCAGGCCCAUGGCUCCAAAGGACUCACCUUCCAGGGGCUGUUACCACUGAUGGAGCUGAGUGUCUGCCCGCUCGAGGGAUCCAGAGAGCAUGCCUUCCAGAUCACAGGCCCGCUGCCUGCUCCCCUUCUCGUGCUCUGCUCCAGCCAGGCUGAGCUGGGCCGCUGGCUGUACCACCUGGAAAAGCAGAUGGCCCUCGUGGGAGGGCUGCAGCACUGCCACUCAUCGCCCCCGCAGGGCCUCCCUGAGGACGAGCUGCCCUGGACUCUGCAGCGCAGACUGACCCGGCUGCGGACAGCAUCGGGGCGUCAGAUGGUGGGUAGUGCCAUCUGUGCCUCGAGGGUCAAGCUUCAGCAUCUGCCUUCACAGGAACAGUGGGACCGGCUCUUGGUCCUGUACCCGACAUCACUGGCCAUUUUCUCUGAGGAAGCGGAUGGGCUUUGCUUUAAGGGGGAGCUCCCACUCAGCGCCAUCCGCAUCAACCUGGAGGAGAAGGGGAAGCAGAUCCGCUCUUUCCUCAUCGAAGGCCGUCUCAUCAACACCAUUCGCGUGCUGUGUGCCAGCUACGAGGACUACAGCCACUGGCUGCUCUGCCUGCAGACGGUCUCCCACGGGGACGGAGCUCCCCCACCGCCUGGCCCUGAGAGCUUCCCAGGGCUGCGGGUGUCCACACAGGUCCCGGGUGGUGGCCGAGGCUCACUCUCCUCAGAUGGACGAACCAGCUGGGGCUCAGGGUGCCCAGCACCCCCGUCCACGCACACCAGCCACUCUCUCCCUGAAUCCUCAGUGCCGUCCACCACAGGCUGCCCCGCCCAGCCUGUGCCUGACCAGGCCAACCCUGGCGGCACCGGCACCAGCAGGCAGAGGGCAGAGCCGAGACGGAGCAGCAGCAGUCGGUCACCCAGGAACAAGGCCCGGGCUGAGGGGCCCGGCCUGGCCACCUCGUUGUUUUUGGACCUGACCAAGCUGAGCAAGCACAGCCCGGAGGGCACCCCCGAGGCCCGAGACCCGCCUCCGGAGGCCCCACGGUCCCCGCUCUAUGCUGAUCCCUACACACCACCUGCUACCUCCUACCACAAGAUCACAGAUGUCCAGGGCCUGGAUGAGUUCCUCAGCGCGAUGCAGAGCUCACUUGGACCUGAGUCCUCGAGCGCAUUCCCCUCGGUCCCUGUGUCUGUGCCUGUCUCUGACCCCAGCUCUGGGCUCUCCGGUCCCCACUUGCUCUCCAAGAAGGGAGCCCUGCAGCCGCGAGCCUCUCAGCGGCACCGAGGCUCUGUCCAGGGCCAGGGUCCACCACCCCCAGACUCCCCUCAGCAUGUCUCCCCUGUGAGAGAAGUCUCACCCGACCCCCUGCUGCCUCCCUCAGGUGGCCAUCCCCUCAGGAGCUAUGACAACAUCUGGGACAAAGCUUCAUCUCCUUCCCACAAGCGCUGGCCCCGCGGAGCACCUGAGGCUGGUGGGGGGCUCAUCCAGUGGAUCUGAUGGCCCCUGGGCCGGCUGGUUCUUGGGACUACCCGCCAGCAUUAACCCAGGAGUGGGGGUCUGCAGCAGAGCUGGGUCUUUCUUUGUAGGGCCACAGGCUGACCAGCAUCCAAUACCUGAACGCCAUCGAAGGCCGAGUCAGUGUCUGACCACAGCAGGGUGCAGGGGUCUCCAGAACUCUGAGUUUCCCUGGGCUCUGGAGGGGCCAGGCAGAGGGCCUCAUACCGAAGAUGGCCUGGUGACACUGCUCAGGUCAGACACAGAUCAGAGCAGGAUGCAUGGAGGGACCAAACUUGAACCAUUCCGCCAGGGAAGACACGGGGAGGCUACUUGGUGCAGGCUUUACCUGGGGGUGGGAGAACAGCGUAGGUGUGAAGGCCAGAGGGCUGAGAAAGAGUAGUGAGGGUCAGAGCACGUGAGGUCAGAGAGCACAAGGGUAGGAGGUCAGCGAAGUCUGAGACAUCACAAGCCCAGGCAGGAGGGUGUUCCGGGCAAAUGUGAGUGGACUGCGGCCGGCUGGGAGAAACUGACAAGAGACUAAACAAGAAAGAUAAAGAUUUUAUUUGUG